AUGAACAAAAUAGUUGAUGAUAGUGAGCUGUCUGCUAGCCCCGCACUCCACAAUACGACUAUAACAUUACAGAACAGGAAAAUUCAGCGGUAUACCCAAGGGGGCCUCACCAUUGGUGAAAAAGAUAGCUAA
Aspergillus niger is the source of this 132-nucleotide messenger RNA. RefSeq lists its product as hypothetical. NCBI's taxonomy places the organism in Eukaryota, Fungi, Ascomycota, Eurotiomycetes, Eurotiales, Aspergillaceae. The record is from RefSeq and is a predicted model, not a curated record. The coding region runs from base 1 to 132 and encodes 43 amino acids. The transcript has 2 exons.